Astyanax mexicanus (Mexican tetra) is the source of this 2240-nucleotide messenger RNA. RefSeq names its product myosin-11-like. The coding region runs from base 32 to 2104 and encodes 690 amino acids. The transcript has a single exon. NCBI's taxonomy places the organism in Eukaryota, Metazoa, Chordata, Actinopteri, Characiformes, Acestrorhamphidae. The record is from RefSeq and is a predicted model, not a curated record.
GCGUGUCUGUUCCUUACUCAACAGGAAGAAAAUGGCUUUCCAAAUUGUGAAGACGACUCAAAGUCUCACCACUGCUGAAGACAUGAGAAACCAAACCAAGCUUGUAAUGCAGCCCUACGCCAACUGGGAGGAAUACCUCACUCCUGCACCACUCUCUAUAGCUAUACUGGGAGAACUGGUCUUCAUCUCCUCCCAAACCGAUUUCUCUAUAAACAAAAACCCACCCAAAAAUGGCUACAAGCACAUCAAGUACCCAGAUUCAUUUCGCGCCUGUCUUAUGCAAGUGUGCAACUCUGGCUGGUGGGCUUUCAAUGAAGCUCACAAGAACAUGGAUCAGAUUCGGCUCCACACCAUGACGGUCCCAGACCACAUGAAGAGCGCUGUGAAGAUUCUGUUCCAGGGAAAUGAUGAAGUUGUUCAAGCUCAUCUUCCUGACCAGCUGGAGAACAUUCGUGUCAUUGCAGAUGACUGUCUUGCUCUGGCCGGAUCAACAGAGCAGCGUUUCACUGAUGUCAUCAAUAUUAUCCAGGAGCUGCUGGAAGCGUGUGUAAAUGCAGAGCACUUUUAUGGAGAAGAGCUGGAAGAAAUCAAGAAAAAACUAGAGGAGAACAAAAUGAGAAAACAGACAUCAGACGAAGCUGUUAAACGCUCUAAAAAGGCAUUAAAAGCCAUGGAAAAGGCACUGGAUGAAGCACAAGAAGACUACAAAGCAGCAAUGGAUUCCCUACCCAGUGGAUGGGACAUGAUUGGUAUGGAUAUUGCUGAAGCCAUGACUGAAAGCAUCUCAAAUAUUGUUACAGGAAUGACGUCUGUAAUUGCUAGUCCAGCGAACCUAAUGCGUAACACUUUAAAACUUACAAAUCCAGAGACACUCAAAGACGUGAAAAAACUGAAAGACUCUGCAGAUGGAGUUGAUAAAAUAAACAUCUACAGCAAGUCUGCAGAAAUCUUGAAAUGGGCAGAGAGGAUUCAGCAGUUUGUGCAGCAGAAUGACAUUGACUGGAAGAGCCUGUAUGAUCAGAAGAAGAAAACUGCCAAUACAAUGUUUCUGAAAGAACAGUUUAUAAGAAUCAACAACAGUUUACAAAAAAACCCAACCUGCAAUGCAAAGAAGCGUGCCCAAGAGAUAUGUAAAGAAGCUAUUGCCAUCUGUGAUGAAAUGGCAACAUAUGCACCAGAGGGAAAAUGUGAAGAAGCUACAACAAAGCAGCUGAUCCAGAAAAUCAGAAACCUGACUGAAUCAGCUCAAGCUUUUGACUCCAAGAGCAAAGAUGUUACAAAAUCCCCUUCUCUGACUCCGAAACCACCAAUGAUGUUUAAAGAAGAGAGUCAAUCUGAGAAGAUAAGCGCUUUCCAGAGGGCAACCGAGAACGCCAGGUUCCGCAUAGAGCAGAGCCGAGCUCAACUCAACAACACCAGAGAAACCUAUGAGAAGAGUGUAGAGAACAUGGAGAAGAACCAAAAAGAACUGACUGAAAUCCUGAUCAGCAUGAGAAACUGUGAGGUCAAAGAGAUAGACUUCAACACCACCAUACAGAUGCUGGUUAAAGGGAUGGAUGCGAUGGGGAGGGUGAAGGAGCAGUGGGAGAAGAUGGUGCGAUUCUUUCAGAUGGUGUCUAACAUUGUGAAAACCAGUCUGACCAGAACUCUCAAAAAUUUUGUUUCCACAGCUGAGAAGACUCAAUCUCUCUCCUACAACUCAAAGCUCUUUUCCAAAGAUCUGCUCUACAAUCAAGCCUUUCAGGCCACUAACAUCGCCAGCCUCGUCCACAUGAUCUCAGCAACCUACACUGACAUCUCUGAGAAGUACCUGAUGGAUCGGGUCAGCUCACUGGGGAAACUUAUGACCAUGGAUAAGGAAAAACCACAGUUUAAACAGGAGCGUUUGAAGCUGCAGAAAUCCUGUGAUGAAGCUCAAAAAGGCAUUUUGCGUCUCGUCCGUAAGAAUAAGGAUGAGUUUGAAAGGAAGACCAACGCAAGACUGGAGAAGAUCGAUAAAGAGCUGCUGGCUAUUCUUCCUGAAGCCGAUCCAGAAGUUGUGAAGAGUAUUAAAGCAGCUGUUGAGAGUGGAUUCACAGAGGAAGAAGAAGGAGCUUAUAUCUGAGUUAAUCAGCAGAAGGCUUCUCCAUUUAACUCCAAUACCAUGUUGAUGCUGAUAACAGCUUUUUUGCUUUAAUAUUUCACACAUUAAUUUGGCUUAAAGGACUUCUUUGCUAUUUUUUACCAUUGCUUUCAUAUCA